Molecule: messenger RNA, 1880 nt
Organism: Uranotaenia lowii
Lineage: Eukaryota; Metazoa; Arthropoda; Insecta; Diptera; Culicidae
Product: zinc finger protein 39-like
Exons: 3
Coding region: 83-1498 (471 amino acids)
Biological process (GO): regulation of transcription by RNA polymerase II
Cellular component (GO): nucleus
Molecular function (GO): RNA polymerase II transcription regulatory region sequence-specific DNA binding; DNA-binding transcription factor activity, RNA polymerase II-specific
Source: RefSeq, a predicted model, not a curated record
UUUAUCUCAAUGGUACUACUUUUCGCUGCGUGUACAAAUCGAUUUGUUACUACAGUAUUGUUCAUUUCAGAUUCUCGCAAAAAUGAGUCAGGCUGUUGACAAUACUGAAAACACCAAUUCUAAAUCGACAAGCCCAGAAAUUUGUUCUGAACUACAAUGUGCGAUCUGCAAAAGAACAUAUUCUGACAGACAAAGUUAUCAGGGGCACAUAAGGUGCGCUCACAAAAAGAAAAAAACCAGAACAUUUCUAGCAUGCAACAAAUGCAAUAACAAGUAUGAUAAAAGAUCUGCAUUGGAAGACCAUUAUGCUCGUGAUCAUCUCGGUGUGAUAAGGUAUGCAUGUGAAUUCUGUGGAGAGGGGUUCACCUGGAGGAUCACAUAUUUUCGGCAUCGUAAGGAGAAGCAUCCCAAGGAAUACGAGGAGUUGGCAAGACAGAACGACCCCCGCACAACUAUAUCAUUCAACAAGUUAAACUUAGGGAACGAUCUCAACGAAAUAUUGACCGAUGAAAAUCUUCGUGAAAGAAGCUGUGUGAUGUGUAUUAAAAUGUUUCCCACAACAAACGAGCUUGAACUUCAUAUGCAGAGCUUGCACUCAACGAUGGAAAGCUUUGAUUGUAAGCGAUGUGAUAAAACGUUCUACGCUAAGUCAGACUUCGAGCUUCAUUUAGCUGAAAAGCAUGUAGGAAAACCUUGGUUUUUGUGUAAAAUUUGUGAGAAACAUCUCGGCUCAAAAAAGGAGUACUGUGUCCACCACAAGCAAAAGCAUCCGGAAGAAUACGUCAAACUGUUGCAACAUAAGAGCUGUGAUCAACUGUACGAAAUAGACGGCUAUGUGAUAGUUGAACUAGUUUCUUUGGAUGAUGAGCUAUCAAAUUCGAGUGAUGAUGAAGUUCGUUGUUCAUCGACUUCUUUUGCGGAAAAAAAUCGACGGCGCAAAUAUGUUUGUCAGAUUUGUCAAAAAGAGGCGACUUAUGAGCCAAAUUUAGCUCUUCAUCAAAUGAACGCUCACAAAAUUUUCGAUAGUUCAUGGUGCAGUAGGACGAAAACCACCGGAAACUCAUCAGUACCAGAAUUCAGUUAUGACUGUGGCGUUUGCGGUUAUUGGUUUCGUUACAAAACCCAUCGUUCGUAUCACAAAUGUGACAUAACGAAAGUACAGAACACAGAGAAUGGCACUCCUCAUCGGUGCAAGAUCUGCAAAAGUGCGUUCAAAUACAAAACGAAUCUAUUCGACCACUUCAAGGCUGAGCAUCAGCCGACCCAUAUACAUAAAUGCGACAAUUGUGAAAAGAUCUUUUUUAGUCGAAGGCAUUUGGAAGAGCACAAGUUUUCCGCCCAUUACAAUAAGCCUUUGUACCGAUGCACCUUGUGCGGAAAAACAAGUGCUAAUAACUCGACAAGUUUUGCACAUCGGAAGAAAUUCCAUACCGAGGAGCUGGAACGCCUGGAAAGACCUCUGCCUGCAUACGCGUUUAUCGAAAAGUUGAAUAAAUGACACUGAUUUUGUUACUUGAAAUUUUGAUAAAAAAAAAUACCAUUAUUAACUUAUCACAUUAUUAAUCCCACGAAGACGAAUAAUUGAUGAAUCCACAAGAACCAUACUUUGGCUUAAAACGGAGUUUACCUACACGGAAAAUAAAAAAAAGGUAAAACUGACCGAAGGCAGAGGGGAUUUUUUUACCUAUCUAUCUCGAAGAAAGGUAAAUUUUACCUUUACAGAGCAAAAAAACCUUCACAUAGCAAAAACCAAGGUUUUAUGACGAGAACCAGCAUAUCCACGGUCGUGUGAGAUCUAUCUUGUUGCCAGAACGAAUUUUAUAGACUCCCGUCGGGCCCGAGGAAAACCACCCAACGUCACAGUGACAGACGUGCUAGAC